Messenger RNA from Saccharomycodes ludwigii, 1341 nucleotides. RefSeq names its product saccharopine dehydrogenase (NADP+, L-glutamate-forming) (gene LYS9). The transcript has a single exon. Gene Ontology annotation, cellular component: cytoplasm. Lineage: Eukaryota; Fungi; Ascomycota; Saccharomycetes; Saccharomycodales; Saccharomycodaceae. The coding region runs from base 1 to 1341 and encodes 446 amino acids. Gene Ontology annotation, molecular function: saccharopine dehydrogenase activity. The record is from RefSeq and is a predicted model, not a curated record.
AUGGUUAAGAAAGUUUUAUUAUUGGGCUCUGGUUUUGUUGCACAGCCAGUUGUUGAUGUCUUAAGUGCUACCGAUGGUGUUGAAGUUACUGUUGCUUGUAGAACCUUGAAAGCUGCUGAAGCUUUAGCUGCUAAAAGUAAAUCAAAUGCUGUUUCUUUAGAUGUUACUAAAGAUGCUGAAUUGGAUGCUGUUUUGAAGAACCACGAUGUUGUUAUUUCUUUGAUUCCAUACAUUUACCAUCCAAAUGUUGUUAAGAGCGCAAUUAGAUUAGGUAAAGAUGUUGUUACUUCCUCUUAUAUUUCUCCAGCUUUGAGAGAGUUAGAACCCAAAAUUAAAGAAGCUGGUAUUACAGUUAUGAAUGAAAUCGGCUUAGACCCAGGUAUUGAUCAUUUGUAUGCUGUAAAAACUAUUGAUGAAGUCCACAAGAAAAAUGGUAAGAUCACAUCCUUUUUGAGUUACUGUGGUGGUUUACCAGCCCCUGAAGAUUCCGACAAUCCAUUGGGGUACAAAUUUUCUUGGUCUUCAAGAGGUGUCUUAUUAGCAUUGAGAAAUAGUGCCAAAUAUUACAAAAAUGGUAAAUUAGAAACUGUUUCCAGUGAAGAUUUAAUGAGCACCGCUAAGCCAUAUUUUAUUUAUCCAGGGUAUGCUUUUGUUUGCUAUCCAAACAGAGACUCUACUGUCUUUAAAGAUCUAUAUCACAUUCCUGAGGCUCAAACUGUUAUCAGAGGUACUUUGAGAUACCAAGGUUUCCCAGAAUUUGUCAAGGUUUUGGUUGACAUGGGUAUGUUGAAAGAAGAUGCAGAUGAGUUAUUUUCCAAACCUAUACAGUGGAAGGACGCUUUGAGCAAGUAUAUUGGCGCUAAAUCCAACUCUAAAGAAGAUAUUAUUGCUAAAAUCGAUAGUUUAACCAAAUGGAAAAGUGAGGAUGACAGAGAAAGAAUUUUAUCUGGUAUCACAUGGUUAGGUAUGUUGUCUGACAAAAACAUUACCCCAAGAGGUAACCCAUUGGAUACUUUGUGUGCUACUUUGGAAGAGUUGAUGCAAUACGAAGAAGGUGAAAGGGACAUGGUUGUGUUACAACAUAAAUUCGGUAUUGAAUGGGCCGACGGUUCCAAAGAGGUUAGAACUUCUACUUUAGUCGACUAUGGUAAGGUUGGAGGUUACAGUUCUAUGGCUGCAACUGUUGGUUUACCAGUUGCCAUUGCCACUAGAUUAGUUUUGGAAGGUAAGAUUAAGGGCCCUGGUCUAUUGGCUCCAUAUUCUCCAGAAAUCAACGAUCCUAUUAUGAAGGAAUUGAAAGAUAAAUAUGGCAUCUACUUAAAAGAAAAGGUUAUUUCUUGA